Messenger RNA from Brassica rapa (field mustard), 3616 nucleotides. Its product is annotated as protein transport Sec1a. Gene Ontology annotation, biological process: vesicle-mediated transport. Lineage: Eukaryota; Viridiplantae; Streptophyta; Magnoliopsida; Brassicales; Brassicaceae. The record is from RefSeq and is a predicted model, not a curated record.
UUAAGUCUGUCUAUGAACUUAGCUCAGGGCAGUCUCUCACUCCCCCCUUUCUUUCUUUCUAAGUGAAGCGCACAAUUGAGCUUCCAGUUCAUCUGAAAGUAAGGCAUUGUUGAGCUUCAGCUUCUUCAAAAUGUCAUUUUUAUCUAAUUGGAACCAAUAAGCUAUGCCCCCCCAUUGUGUAGGCGUUUUGGUUUCAACUGGGUUGAUGAUGUCAUCUUACACAGGAACUGUCUAAUCGUGGGCUCAUGAAGCAGAUAAAUUUGCUUCUCAGGGUAGCUUUUGCUUAUGUGUUAGCUGCUGCUCCUUGGGUUUACUUUACGAGGAGGAUGAAACCCAUUCGAGCUGAGCUGAGCUGAGCUGAGCUGACUGGCUUUCUCACUGAUCAACUCACCCUAACUGCGAUGGGAGCAAGGCAGGCUUUCACCGUUGGCUGAAGAAACUUUCAACAAUAUCAAAUUGCUUGGGGCAACCUCUUGACUAUCGAUCCUAUGGUUCCAUGAUUAUGGCCUACAUUAGAGCUUGCCACUCCCGACAUAGGAGAGGCUUCUUUACUCGGAGAAAUGAACUAUCUGUGCGGAGAGAGAGAGAGAGACUUACAAGGCCUUUUUUGUUACUCUAAGGGAAGGAGCCAAGCGAUGCAGUUCAAGUUUCGGGGGUUACUCACUCCUUAUGUGGACUGCUCAUAAUUAAACGCAUACAGUGUCUCCUCCAGAAUGUACGUUUGGCUUUUGAGAAUCAGAGGACAGCUAAUGACAAAGUGUGUGGCUCUUGUGCUGUCUGCAUAUAUAUAUAUAUGAAAAGGAAGAAAUGAUUGGUGAUGUGUUGUCGAACAAGUUGAGUUACUUACUUGUCAGGGAAUUUUCAUGCCACCAAGACCUUCUCUGACAGGCUGCUUAUUAGAAGAUCUCGCUACACAUCAUCCCCAUAAUAAUAAGCAACAAGAAGAAGCUGGUGGAGAAGAAGAGGGUAGGGUGCCUUUGAAGAGAUGAGUACUACUAGUAAACAGAGUACCUACUACCACUCAUGCUGCUACCUUGACCCACACGCAACACCAAUCAGAAUAGUAAGAUUUUAUUACCCCAAAAAAAAAGUGAAUGAUUUAUUUUAUUUUAUUUUAUUUUGUUUUUUUGGUGUCUUAAUGGGGCAGUCAAUGCUUGUUAAUUUAAGAGGUAAAGAGAAGAAGAGAGGCUCAAGGGGGUGAUGAUACUAUUAAUAGGAAUCUCUAUUUGUAAGCUGAGCCAUACAUGCAAUUCCUCUUCCUCUACUCUAUCUAUCAUGAUGCUGAUGAAAUCACUCGUCUCUCUUCUUCAUCCACAUCUCAUCUCAUCUCUCUUUACCGUCUUCCACCAAUAUGUCCUUCUCCGAUUCAGAAUCCUCCUCUCAUCCCCGCGAUGGCGGAGAUUAUAAGUUCUUUCGCCAGAUCAGUCGCGAUCGGUUGCUACACGAGAUGCUUGGAUCUACCAAAACUGGGGAUUCAAAAGCUUGGAAGAUACUUAUCAUGGACAGAGUUACGGUUAAAGUUAUGUCAAAGUCCUGCAAAAUGGCUGAUAUCACCGACCAAGGCAUUUCCUUGGUAGAAGAACUUUUCAAGAGAAGGGAACCAAUGCCUGGCAUGGACGCUAUCUACUUUAUCCAACCUUCCAAAGAAAACAUUGUUAUGUUUCUAUCUGACAUGUCUGGGAGGGAACCCUUGUACAGAAAGGCAUUUAUUUUUUUCAGUUCAACGAUCCCCAAAGAACUGGUGAAUCACAUCAAAAGUGAUUCAAGCGUCUUACCACGCAUUGGGGCCUUAAGAGAGAUGAACAUGGAAUACUUCCCCAUAGACAAUCAGGGAUUUCUAACUGAUCACGAUCAAGCAUUGCAAACGCUCUAUGCUGAAGAUGCUGAGAAUUCUCGCCAUUUUAAUAUUUGUUUGAAUAUGAUGGCUACUAGAAUCUCUACCGUGUUUGCUUCCCUCAAGGAAUUACCCUUUGUUCGGUAUCGAGCUGCCAAGUCCACGGCCCCACGUGACUUGGUUCCGUCAAAGCUUGCUGCUGCUAUUUGGGACUGUAUCUCUAAAUUCAAAGCCAUUCCCAACUUCCCCCAGACCGAAACAUGUGAGCUGCUCAUUGUGGAUAGAUCAGUGGAUCAGAUUGCUCCUAUCAUACAUGAAUGGACCUAUGAUGCUAUGUGCCAUGAUUUGCUUGAUAUGGAGGGGAAUAAACAUGUUAUUGAGGUUCCCAGUAAAACUGGUGGGCCUCCGGAGAAAAAGGAGAUAGUGCUUGAAGAUCAUGAUCCAGUGUGGCUUGAGCUUCGACACACACAUAUAGCAGAUGCUAGCGAGCGUUUGCAUGAGAAAAUGACCAACUUUGCUUCAAAGAACAAAGCCGCACAAAUGAGAUCAAAAGAGGGUAGCGAGUUGUCUACGCGUGAUCUGCAGAAAAUAGUACAGGCAUUGCCACAAUAUGGAGAGCAAGUUGACAAACUAUCCACUCAUGUAGAGAUAGCUGGAAAAAUUAACAGAAUAAUAAGAGACACGGGACUUAGGGAUCUAGGGCAGCUGGAACAAGAUCUUGUUUUCGGAGACGCAGCUGCCAAGGACGUUAUCAAUUUCCUCAGGACAAAUCAGGACACAAACCCGGAGAACAAAUUGCGACUAUUGAUGAUUUAUGCAACGGUGUACCCGGAGAAGUUCGAAGGUGACAAGGGCGUGAAGCUAAUGCAGCUUGCUAAGUUAUCACCAGUGGAUAUGAAAGUUAUAAGCAACAUGCAAUUGAUAGCUGGCUCUCCAGAAAACAAGACUAAAUCCGGUAGUUUCUCCCUCAAAUUUGACACCGGAAAGACAAAACAAGCAAACAGGAAAGAUAGGUCUGGUGAAGAAGAAACGUGGCAACUGUUCCGGUUUUAUCCCAUGCUCGAGGAGCUACUUGAGAAACUUGUGAAAGGGGAUCUGUCCAAAAGCGACUAUUUAUGCAUGAACCAAUCGAGUCAUAAGGAGGAGGAGAGUGAAUCCCGAACAGGAUCAGUGAGGAAGAGCUCUGCUCCUACGGCGGUUCCAGAGCGGAAAGCCACCCCUCACUCUAUGAGAUCAAGACGGACAGCAACUUGGGCACGUCCUCAUUCUUCUGACGAUGGCUAUUCCAGUGACUCGGUGCUGAAAAGUGCUUCACUGGACUUGAAGAAGCUGGGGCAACGCAUCUUUGUGUUCAUUAUUGGUGGGGCAACUCGAUCCGAGCUCCGAGUUUGCCACAAGUUGACAAGCAGUUUGAGGAGAGAAGUGGUACUAGGCUCCACUAGUUUCGACGAUCCCCCACAAUACAUCACGAAGCUGAAACUGCUGUCGGAGAAAGACAUAGCGGGGGCUCCUGCUCAGCCCUUCAAACCACAAUACUGGUGAACUUGACGUAGCAGCUCAAGUCAACCUUUUAAGACAAACAUAAAAGAAGAAGUUAGUUUUGUUGGUUAGUCAACCGGCACACAUUGAACUGUUACUGUUCUUGCUUCUCCAACUCUUUACUUUUUGCUUCUUUUCUUUAUUUUUGUUUUUUCCUUUCAUUUGAUGGACCUUAUUCUACGUGUCACCAUUAACUCUAGUCUCUUUGUCGUUAAUAAUUUUUUUUUUAAAGUCUUAAAACCU